AUGAAACAAAUUACGCGUGGGCGACGAUUUCCAGACGAUGAAGCACUUAUGAAAGCUGAAAUUGGGCAUCUGGCCAGACUCAAGGUGGAUAACUUGCUGAACGCGCUCCGCCCGAUGUUUGUGUUGGCACUGCCCGUGGAGCGGCGAGCG
This is a messenger RNA of Gryllus bimaculatus (two-spotted cricket), 150 nucleotides long. The record is from the annotation of a GenBank genome assembly. NCBI's taxonomy places the organism in Eukaryota, Metazoa, Arthropoda, Insecta, Orthoptera, Gryllidae.